AUGGCAACUUCCUCUGACAAGCCCCCGAACAGUCUCGAGACUCUCGACGAUGGCCGCCCACGAUUUCAUGGCUGUUCCAGGAUCCAGCAGUACGACUAUAUCUGCAAACUGGGUGAAGGCACUUUCGGCGAGGUCUCCAAAGCAAAGUCAAAAAGGACCGGUCAGGUCGUGGCCUUGAAGAAGAUUCUUAUGCACAACGAGAAGGAUGGCUUCCCCAUAACAGCCUUGCGAGAAAUCAAACUGCUCAAACAGCUGGAUCAUCCCAAUAUCUUGACUCUGGUCGAAAUGGCCGUGGAGCGGCCGAAGAAUGCGGCCAAAAAGACCAGCAUGUUCACCGUCACGCCCUACAUGGAUCACGACUUGUCUGGCUUGCUGGAAAACCCCAAUGUACACUUUACAGAACCUCAGAUCAAGUGCUACAUGAAGCAACUGCUGGAAGGCUGUGCGUAUUUACACGAGAACAGAAUCCUGCAUCGAGAUAUGAAGGCUGCCAAUCUGCUCAUCAACAACUCGGGACUCUUGCAGAUUGCUGACUUUGGUCUGGCCCGACCCUACGACGAUGAGCCACCGAAGCCAGGUCAGGGCGGCGGCGAGGCCACUCGAGAGUACACCACAUUGGUCGUGACCAGAUGGUAUCGGCCCCCGGAGCUUCUUCUCCAGUUGCGACGAUACACUACCGCCAUAGACAUGUGGGGAGUAGGCUGUGUUUUUGGCGAGAUGUUCAAGGGCAAGCCGAUUCUUGCAGGCAACUCGGAUCUGCAUCAGGCCCAACUCAUCUUCGGCCUCGUGGGAGCCCCCACUGAUGAAACGAUGCCGGGUUGGCGAGAGCUGCCAGGUGUGGACGGCACAAUCGAGUUCCCGCCACGUCCCUCCACACUGCGAAGGGAGUUUCGAGAUCAGAGCAACCUUGCCAUUUCUCUUCUCGAGGAGUUUCUGCGACUUGACUGGCGAAAACGGAUCAAUGCCAUUGAUGCACUCGAGCAUCCGUACUUCCAUACUGAGCCUCUUCCUGCUCGACCAGGUGAUCUGCCUACGUUCGAAGACUCUCACGAACUUGAUCGAAGGAAAUUCCGCGAUCAAAAGAACAAGCCUCCUCCAGCACCGGCCGGUGGCGACGUCGGUGUUGGGCCGCAGGGCGAGUGGGGAAUCAAUGGGAGACCUUUGCCUCCGGACCAGAGAGGUGGUCGCCCGCCAUACGCUAAUGGCUACGGCAGACGACAUGAUAGAGGUCCAGGACGCGAUAGAGGUGGUCAUCAUCCCCCAGCCGACCACCGACACGGCCCUCGAGAUCCUCGUGAUCACCCAAGGGAUCGAGACCACCAGCGUCAUCCAGGCCCUCCACCAGAUUCAUACGCUAGGAGACCUCCGCCUCCAGCUGAAGGCCUUCCCCCACGACCACCUCCACCUCGUGAUGAUCCUUAUCGAGAUCAGUACCACCAAGCCCCUCCACCUUUCCGGGACGACGAUCGUGGGCCACCGGCUCGUAUCCCUCCCGUCCACGUUGACCGCCGCGUUCCACCCGGCCGAGGUGGCCCGCGUGACGCUUUCGCACCCGACUACACUCGCACCGACCCCAAUCGCCGACCCCGAAAUGACCCCGAUCAUCCUCGUUACGCUCCCGCCCGUCGGAACUCUCGCGAGUAUGUAGAGCCAAUCCGCUAUGAUGAUAUACCACCACCACGCUACGGAGCCGGUCGGCGUGGCUCAAGAGACUACGAUGAACCCCCGACGAGGUACGACGACCGUCCGCCACCACCAAGGAGAGGCUCGAAUGAUUACGACGACGGUCCCGUGAGAUACCAUGAGCCUCUCCCUCCACGAGGCAGGCCAGAAGGCCCGCCAGAUCAUUACGAUAGACGCCGGAGUCGCAGUCCUCGGGGCCGCGACUGGGAUCGUCCACCAAGGGACCGAGACCGGGACCGGGAAUAUGACUACGAGAGAAGAGGCGAUUAUCGGCGCUAG
Molecule: messenger RNA, 1962 nt
Organism: Cyphellophora europaea CBS 101466
Lineage: Eukaryota; Fungi; Ascomycota; Eurotiomycetes; Chaetothyriales; Cyphellophoraceae
Product: serine/threonine-protein kinase bur1
Exons: 1
Coding region: 1-1962 (653 amino acids)
Biological process (GO): protein phosphorylation
Cellular component (GO): nucleus
Molecular function (GO): ATP binding; cyclin-dependent protein serine/threonine kinase activity
Source: RefSeq, a predicted model, not a curated record